Messenger RNA from Glycine soja, 661 nucleotides. RefSeq lists its product as uncharacterized. Gene Ontology annotation, biological process: photosynthesis. Gene Ontology annotation, cellular component: photosystem II; membrane. The record is from RefSeq and is a predicted model, not a curated record. The coding region runs from base 106 to 477 and encodes 123 amino acids. The transcript has a single exon. Lineage: Eukaryota; Viridiplantae; Streptophyta; Magnoliopsida; Fabales; Fabaceae.
UGCAUCUUAUCGUGUCCAUUUCGUGAUCCACUCUCUGAGCCCCAAUCUCUUGAGCAGCAGAAUCUUCAGGCCAAGCCAGGUAAGCAAGCACAACACAACCCCGAAAUGGCUUCUGCUUCUGUUCCCAUGGCUUUCUCGCUGAGCUCUGUUAUCAACAACAACAAGCCUUCAUCCGAAGCCUUCUUCAGGCCACUACCCCUACGGCAACCAAAGAGGACCCUCUUCACCACAAAGGCAGUGUCAAACUCCAAGGCUCAAAUCAAUGCAUCUUUGAAGGAGAAGGCAGUUGCAGGACUCACAGCAGCUUCUGUGACAGCAUCUAUGGUGGUUCCGGAGGUGGCUCAUGCUGCUGGAUAUGAGUUCUCCCCUUCCCUCAAGAACUUUCUGCUAAGCAUCUUUGCUGGUGGGUUUGUUCUAGUAGCCAUAUUUGGAGCCGUUAUUGGGGUUUCCAACUUUGAUCCGGUUAAGAGAACUUAAAGCCCGCAUGCUCCAAUGCUUUUUAAUUUCAUAUGUCUUUUUCACUACUCUUCUAUCUUCUUCUUUCAUGUAUGUUAUAUGCAACUGGUAUAUGUUAUAUGCAUACUAUCUAUAUCCCAGCUGCACUUUAUUUUAUGUUAUAUUCUCCUUAUAUAUGCUUAUUAAUCUUCAUGGUUCGAUGUUA